GCGGUUUGGUGGUUCAAAUCCGUAGUGCCACAUAACGGACACGGAAGCUACCCACGUGUUUUUUCACAUGAGAUUUUGCUGAAAACUGCUGAGAAAUAACUGGCGUCUUGACUACUUUGUUAUCAUCUGGUUGAAGUCCUCCUCCCUUCUGCUCCGUUGUGACUUUUCUCCUUCCUUAAAGAAUUCCUGUUUCCUAGUUAAUGGACAACAUGGCUUGGAAUGGGUGUAGGAAUUGUUCAUACCUGGUGGGCCAAGAAGAAGAUCCUUGUUCACGCUGUUGACUCCUGGGGUUGAGAAAUAAGUGAGAUCUUCUCCAAAGUGGACCUUCACAGGAGCCAGGGAGCCAUGCCCUGCCAGCGUCGUCCACGGGCAGCCAGCGACACGCCCCGAGAAGACCUCUUCUAUCAAACCUAUUAUUGCUUGAGCCAACAGUACCCUCUGAUUCUUCUUCUCUUGGUUAUCGUGCUGAGCAUCUGUGUGGCUCUCAUUGCUACCACCUUUUCCAGCGACAAGGAUUUCUCCUCCAACUUGGCUUUCCUGAUUACGUUGUUCAUCGCUCUGCUCAUCUUCAGCCUGAUCUUGGUCUUUGUGUGCAUGGAAAACAUCUUCCAGAGAUGCACCCGCCUCUUCUCAGCUGUCAUUUGGACUUGUCUGAUCACAAUGGGUUACAUAUUCAUCUUUGUCGGUGGAGUGGUGUGUGCUUGGGACCAGGUCUCCUUCUUCCUCUUCAUAAUCUUCAUUGUUUACACCAUGUUGCCUGUUGGCAUGAAAGACGCCAUAGUUGCCGGUGUAGUAGCUUCUCUCUCGCACAUCAUAGUUCUGAGUAUCUACCUCUCAAUGGGCCACAGCUCACCUUCACAACUGGCUGUGCAGCAACUUGCCAAUCUAGUCAUCUUUGUCUGUGGUAACUUGGUGGGUGCCUACCACAAGUAUUUGAUGGAAGUGGCCCUGGGUGAGACCUUCCAUGAGACCUUCAACCUCAUCCAAUCUCGAGUUAAGCUGGAGUCGGAGAAGCGACACCAGGAACAUUUGCUCCUCUCCAUCCUCCCUGCUUACAUUGCCUUGGAAAUGAAGGCUGAGAUCAUUGAGAGACUCCGGGAUGGAGACCAGCCCCAGGGUCCGCAUGAAAGUGCCAACAACUUCCACAAUCUUUAUGUCAAGAGGCACCAGAAUGUCAGCAUCCUCUAUGCAGAUAUUGUUGGCUUCACACUUCUGGCCAGUGAAUGUUCUCCCAAAGAGCUGGUGUUGAUGCUCAAUGAACUCUUUGGCAAGUUUGAUCAGAUUGCCAAGGAUAAUGAAUGCAUGAGGAUCAAGAUCUUAGGGGAUUGCUACUAUUGUGUGUCUGGAUUGCCUGUAUCUUUGCCGAACCAUGCCCGGAAUUGCGUCAAGAUGGGGCUUGACAUGUGCCGGUCCAUUAAGAAGCUGCGUGAUGCCACCGGAGUGGACAUCAAUAUGAGAGUUGGAGUCCAUUCGGGAAAUGUCCUGUGUGGGGUGAUAGGUCUUCAAAAGUGGCAAUAUGAUGUCUGGUCUGAUGAUGUGACAUUAGCCAAUCACAUGGAGGCAGGAGGCGUGCCAGGGAGAGUUCACAUCACAGAAGCUACCUUGUCACACCUGGGUGGAAUGUACACCGUGGAGGAAGUUUGCUGUGUGCGAGACACUUACUUGAGGGAGAACCGCAUCAAGACUUUCUUAGUUGUUGAUCCCAAAGCUGAAGAAGAAAGUUCUCAUGACCUUCUCUCACCUGCACCGGGUGAGAGCCUCACGAUGAGGGCCUCUGUCCGGAUGACUCGCUACCUGGAAUCAUGGGGAGCUGCCAAACCUUUUGCCAACUUCAAACCUCUGGAUAAUCUCCCAGCAGAGGCAACAGGAUUUGUUCGGAAUAACCAUUCGGAUAUCUCUUUGGGAUCUUUGACAAUGGAACGGUGCCGUGCCCCCAGGAGCCCUGAUGAAGACUUGGAAGGUGUGGACGAGAAGUUCUUCCAACUGAUUGAACAGCUGAAUUCCCAGAAGCAAUGGAAGAAAUCUGAAGACUUCAACUGCAUCACAUUGUACUUCAAGCAGGAAUCUCUGGAGAAGGAGUACCGGCUUUCACCAUUACCAUCUUUUAAUUACUAUACGGCCUGCAGCUUCCUGGUCUUCGUUUCCAACUUUCUCAUCCAGAUCCUUGUCGUUUAUAAAACAGAAGCACUGGGGAUCUCCUAUGGAAUUUCUUUCUUCUUGUUUCUCCUCCUCCUUCUCACCUGCUUUUCUGGUCACCUGGCGAAAUGUUUCCUGAAAGGUCCCAAGAUCUUCUAUUGGGUUCCAUCCAUCUUGGCCAAUGUUUGCACUCAACCAUGGCUACGUGUCUCCUUGGGCAUCAUCACUAUUCUUGUGGUUCUCACAAUGUCAGUGUUGAACUUGUUCUUUAUGCCAGAAACCUCAUGCUUUGUGAAGCUUGAAAAUUCUACCUUAUCAAGCAUGAAUACUGUACAGGAAUUCUCUCGGUUUAACUCCCUCUUCAGUGUGCCGUAUUAUAUCUACUGCUGUGUCCUGGGAUUCCUCUCGUGCUCCCUCUUCCUCCACAUGAACUUCGAGCUCAAGUUGACCAUGCUGAUACUGUGUCUUGUCGUCUACAAUGUGCUCUUCCUUCACACCCAUUCCUGGCUCUCUGACUGCUAUGUCUCUCAGCUGUACCAUAACCAAACUGCACUCAGAAUGAGUAUUACUGCCGCUUAGAUUUUCUCUGGAAGAAGAAGUUCAAGAAAGAACGUGAAGAGAUUGAAACCAUGGAGAACCUCAACCGGGUCCUGUUGGAAAACGUUCUCCCAGCUGAUGUAGCCCAGCAGUUCAUUCGCCAGAACCGGCGCAAUACGGAUCUCUAUCACCAAUCUUAUGAUUGUGUCUGUGUUCUCUUCGCUUCGAUCCCGGACUUCAAAGAAUUUUAUUCUGAAUCCAACGUCAACCAUGAGGGACUUGAAUGCCUCCGACUGCUCAACGAGAUCAUUGCUGACUUUGAUGAGCUGCUUCUGAAACCGAAAUUCAGUGGGGUUGAGAAGAUCAAAACCAUUGGAAGCACUUACAUGGCAGCUACUGGCUUAAACGUGGCAGCUGGCCAGGAUAGCCAACAGGUGAUGUCUUCAUUUAGGAUGACUCUACUCAUCCUGAAUCUUUCAACGGGAAUGAGAUUUCAUGCUCUGUUUCCACAUUAGCAUAUUCACAGGCAUAGAUUUGGUGCUUAU
This is a messenger RNA of Thamnophis sirtalis, 3218 nucleotides long. The record is from RefSeq and is a predicted model, not a curated record. NCBI's taxonomy places the organism in Eukaryota, Metazoa, Chordata, Lepidosauria, Squamata, Natricidae.